AUACAGCUAUCAGGCGUAAAUGUAAUCCACGCGAAAAUUGCGCGACGAAAUGUAUAAUUAAAGAUAGUUAUAUUUUUCUCCAUUUCGUGCAAAGUGGGUACAAAUAAAUCAAGAGUAGGCCGAAAUUAAGUUUUCUGUAGGUGCAGAUGUGUGCAAGUGGCUUAGUAAUAAGACAAGGACAUCUAAGAAUAUAUGAGUCUGAAUUGAAUCACAACGGCUGUCUCAAGUGCUUCGACAAGAAAAAGCAUAGAUUGUGGUGCAUUACAUCUGCGUUAAAUUCUGGAUUCGACAGACCAUAAAGACCAUGUAAUUCCUUCCAUCAUGCAAGGAGAUUCCACUCUGAGUGUCGACCGUCGUCUUGUGAGUUAUACAUAAUGGGCACAUUACCAUUCCCUUCAUCGUGAGUGUGUGUUUAUGAGUUUAUAAUAGUAUUUUUAUCGCGUUUAUUGUAUGUGACUCUUCGAGCCUCCAAGUCCGAGGUCUGAGCUCCGAGUCCUCCGAGGUAUACCAAGAUUACCGAGCACCAGUACAGCCUCGUUUGUUAUCGAUCCACAUCCAUCUGUCCUCUCAACUAUCUCUCUCUAUCUUAUACUUAUUACACCAGUAGCUUGAGGCUUGAGCUUGAGUUGAGCUUUUUCUUGCGCGCGCACUGAUAUCUUUCUCUCUACCUCGGGGACGGCGGUGUUGUCGUCGUCAUUAUGUUUGGGUGUUAAAGUCGUCCAGGCGAUGCAACCUCGUCACCUGACGGAGGAUCAUCAUCAUCAUCAUUAUCAUUAACAUCAUCAUCAUCAUUAACGUGAUGUGUGACCGGGACGGUAAUAGUGGUUCCGCGAUGAGCGCCGGACUAAGGAAGAAGGAGAGCAGGAUGGAGAUCAUUGGGGAGUACGAGUAUGACUCAAAGGAGCUCAUCGGCCAGGGCGCCUUUGCCAUCGUCUACAAAGGCUGGCACAUCCCAACACACAGCGUUGUGGCUGUUAAAAGAGUGCAGAAGAAAAGUUUAGCCAAAUCGCAGAAUCUAUUGAGCAAAGAAAUAAAAAUUCUAAAGGAACUAACGGAACUGCAUCAUGAAAACGUGGUAGCUCUUUUAGAUUGUAAGGAAUCUGAUCUAUGUGUCUUCCUAGUAAUGGAGUACUGCAAUGGUGGUGAUCUUGGAGAUUAUUUAAUAGCAAAGAAAACACUCUCUGAAGACACCACCAAGAUAUUUUUAAAGCAAUUGGCUGCUGCAAUGAAAGCGCUUCAUACCAAAGGCAUUGUGCACAGAGACCUCAAGCCCCAGAAUAUUUUACUCACUCACAAUUGCGGAACCGCAAUGCCCGAACCACACGAAAUUACCCUAAAAAUCGCGGAUUUUGGUUUUGCUCGAUUCUUACAAGACGGCGUGAUGGCUGCAACCCUCUGCGGCUCGCCUAUGUACAUGGCUCCUGAGGUCAUCAUGUCAAACGCGUAUGAUGCAAAAGCUGAUCUUUGGUCUAUUGGUACAAUAAUUUACCAGUGUAUUGCUGGGCAUGCUCCGUUUCAGGCAGCUACUCCUCAAAAGUUGAAGGCGUUUUACGAACAAAACAUCAACAUUCGACCAAAAUUACCAGCAGGGACAUCUGCAAAACUGGUGCACCUUCUCAUGGGGCUCUUGCAGCGUGAUGCCAAGCAUCGUCUAUCGUUUGACGAGUUCUUCAAGCAUUCCUUUCUACAAGAGGAACGGCAGGUACCGAGUCCCAUUCCCGCAGAACUGACCUCGUCUCCGAAAAUAGUCAGUGUUCCUGAGCGAAAUGUUUGUGGCAUAAGGCUAGCGCCAGAGGGCAACAGCCCCUGCUCCAGUCCUGAGGAGGACUUUGUCAUCGUGCCAAAUAACUUUAAUAGCGAGCUUGACAUCAACACUAAUCCACAGCUACAACAACAACACCAACAACAGCAGCCGCAACAGCAACAAAUCAAAUAUGCAAAGAAUCCCAGUCGAGAGGCAGCGUCCAGUCCACCACGGCCGAGUUACCUACCGAUCACGGAACCGGUUCCCGUGUCAAGAGGGCAGUUGCGCAGUGCUGCUGAGGCAUUUUCAAGUAACGUUUUGAGUAGAACGUCUUUGGGCAGCAACAACAGUGCCGGCACCAAUAGCGUUGUGCCGCGUUCUCAACCUAUUAACGUCAAGCGCACCAAAACGCAUAACAAAAAUCAAACGGUUGAGAUCGGCUCUCUGAGUCCGCCGAGCGUGCAAUUUGUCAUAGGCACACCACCGAAUCGGAGAGUUAGCGAAACUCCUCCACCACCAAACAUAUGGCAAUUGAGUCCUGUGGCAAAGCCCAGUCAGUUGACGACUUCGCCACUGCGACGAUCGUCAGGUGUGCAAAGUGCCUCAUCACCGCUGCUCACGGGGCCACUGUCAGUCCUUAGUUCACCAACUAGUAGAGCCAACAACAAUCCAACGAGACCAUCGCCUGUCAUACCUUUUGGCACGCGAGCCUUUACUCUGCCCGAAAUUUCUGAUUGCAAUCUUCACAAUCUCUUCUCGGAUCUAAACAUAGGCGGUGGUACCAAUAACAUAAUCACAGGUGGUUGUGUUACUACGUCGUCAAAUGAUGAUGAUUCACAAACCUUUAUCGCACCCGAGUUGCCCGAGGAUACUCUGCUGGAGCGUGAGCAUAAUGAGAUCCUAGCCAAACUGAACUUUGUGAUGGCACUGUGUGAAUGCGUGCACGAAGUCGCGCGUGCCCGAGGCGGACCUUUGUCCACCGUGUCGUCGUUUGGUAACGAUCAACCGGGACCCAAUAGUGCAAUGAAAAGGCGGGCAGAACAAGUAAUACUGUUAGUGCGAGCUUUGCAGUGGCUUAGUUCAGGGCUAAAUCUGGCAACGAAGCAGCUAAAGGCCAGCAAGCUCAAGCCCACAACCAGCGUCAAGGAAGUUCUACAUAAAAUGAACGAAAAAUUUAAAACUUGUUUGUCGGAAUGCAAACAAUUAAAUAGUGCUGGAUUGCUUAACCAAACUCCGGCUUCAGCUGAUAAAUUGCUUUAUAACUACGCUAUAGAAAUGUGCCAGACUGCAGCAAUGGAUGAAUUAUUUGACAAAGGUGCUGAAUGCUUUCACAGGUAUCACACCGCACAGAUACUUCUUCAUUCUUUAUCGCAACAUGUUACUCAUACAGAAGACAAGGAACUUCUGACUAAAUAUAAGGAAUCAGUUGAAAAACGCUUGUAUAUCUUGCAACAAAACGGUCACAUUUACGCAACGGAACCGACGUAGCGCUUGUGACGAAGUUCUGACAGAGAAUGUAAUUUCAUAUGCGAACCUUACUCGUACUCGAUUAACGCUAUCUUUCUUAUGAGCCAACGUGAAAUGAUCAGGACUACGAAAUCGAAUGAAAUGUAAAGAAAGCAAAAAGCAUGACGAAGAUUUAUUUUUUAAAUUUCUUUUCAUGAUCUGUUAUUAACAUAUUAACAAUGUUGUAACAAAUUUAAAUCCAUCACAUAUAUUAUACUGUAACAAAUACGCGUAUGUUAUUUAAAGUAGAUGUAUAAAAAACGAAUUUGUUGCUAGUUUAGUGCAAAAUUCUUUUAUUGUAUGAGAACGUGAUACAAAAUCGUUUGUGACAAGUUGAUUUGUACGAAAAUUACAAUAUUAUAAUAUAACAAUUGCAAAGAUAAA
Molecule: messenger RNA, 3634 nt
Organism: Copidosoma floridanum
Lineage: Eukaryota; Metazoa; Arthropoda; Insecta; Hymenoptera; Encyrtidae
Gene: Atg1
Product: serine/threonine-protein kinase unc-51-like protein Atg1
Biological process (GO): axon extension; peptidyl-serine phosphorylation; reticulophagy
Cellular component (GO): phagophore assembly site; autophagosome; cytoplasm
Molecular function (GO): protein serine/threonine kinase activity; ATP binding
Source: RefSeq, a predicted model, not a curated record